Messenger RNA from Suillus discolor, 868 nucleotides. RefSeq lists its product as uncharacterized. The coding region runs from base 1 to 765 and encodes 254 amino acids. Lineage: Eukaryota; Fungi; Basidiomycota; Agaricomycetes; Boletales; Suillaceae. The transcript is spliced from 4 exons. The record is from RefSeq and is a predicted model, not a curated record.
AUGAUCAAACUUUGGUCUUCCGCAUAUUUGUCUCGUCAAUUGCAUUUUUUGGGAGGUCACAUUUCUAUAACUGAAGCAAGCGCUCGUGCAUGGAUUGAAGCGUUCUUCUUCCGUGCAUCUGCAAUGCUGCCAUCAAAUACGCGCAUGGUACUCAACAUGAAACAGGAUGUUCCAGCCACGAUUGUCAGUCUGUCGAGUUUGUCGACCCUUUUUAUAGAUUACACUGCCAUAGUAGCAAGUCAACGCGACGCUAAUUUCUAUGUGAAAUCUAUGAGCCCUUAUGAAAUGAAGAUGAGUAUGCCACGGAGCUUCUUCGUUAUAGACGCUAAGCUUUGCAAUCCCUCAGACGAUGUUCCUCAGGCAGUAUGUAAGAUGUUCGCAUACGGAAAGUUCCUCGAGCAGAAAGUCAUCCGCGGUGCUCUGGUCAAUGGAUAUGACUGGAUCUUCAUCCUCAUGACGCUCAACGACAAUUAUGACGGAGCCUCUGCUUCGUACCAUAAAUUUACCCUCUCAUUCCACAAACCACUCGCCCACCUCGCCUGUGAAACCUCCCUCCCGUCAUUCUCACCAUCAUCCUCGUCAUCCUCGUCGUUGUCGCCCACCUCUCCUAACUCAAACUGCGUCAACCCACGACGACGACACGAGGAUCUACAAUGGAAUCGACAAUCGCUACUUCGGCCGAGGUCAUCCUCGCUGAGCAUGCAACGAAGCACGCAGACCUUCAGCUGCUGCAAUUUACCAAUGUUGUGCCAUAGCCGGCUAUAAAGCUGCACGAGUAUGGUGAACCGAAUGCAAAUGCGAGGUGGGUCAAUUGCGGGAGCAUCGCAAAAUUCGCUGCCUAGGCCAUCAACUACCCCCAGGUAUAAUG